This is a messenger RNA of Mus pahari (shrew mouse), 684 nucleotides long. It is a transcript of the gene Ndufb8, whose product is annotated as NADH:ubiquinone oxidoreductase subunit B8. Lineage: Eukaryota; Metazoa; Chordata; Mammalia; Rodentia; Muridae. Gene Ontology annotation, biological process: mitochondrial electron transport, NADH to ubiquinone. The transcript has 5 exons. Gene Ontology annotation, cellular component: mitochondrion. The coding region runs from base 44 to 604 and encodes 186 amino acids. The record is from RefSeq and is a predicted model, not a curated record.
CCGCUUUUGCGCAUGUGCAGGGUGAACGGCGGAGAAGGUGAAGAUGGCGGCCGCCCGGGCUGCGGCCCUGGGAGUCCGAUGGCUGCAGGGGACAACCCGAGGCGUGGUGCCACUGGAGGCACGGAGAGCCUUCCAUAUGACCAAGGACAUGUUGCCGGGGUCAUAUCCCAGGACCCCAGAGGAACGGGCGGCGGCCGCCAAGAAGUAUAACAUGCGUGUGGAAGACUACGAGCCAUACCCAGAUGAUGGCAUGGGGCAUGGUGACUACCCAAUGCUGCCCAACCGAUCACAGCAUGAGAGGGAUCCGUGGUAUGAAUGGGACCACUCAGAACUCAGGCUGAACUGGGGUGAACCGAUGCACUGGGACCUAGACAUGUACAUCAGGAAUCGUGUGGACACAUCUCCUACACCUGUAUCCUGGGAUGUCAUGUGUAAACAUCUCUUCGGCUUCGUGGCUUUCAUGGUUUUCAUGUUCUGGGUAGGGGACAUGUUCCCUUCCUACCAGCCUGUGGGUCCGAAGCAGUACCCUUACAAUAAUCUGUACCUGGAGCGAGGCGGUGAUCCUACCAAAGAGCCUGAGCCCCUAGUUCACUAUGAUAUCUGAGAAGGCUUGAUGGGCUUUUGUGCCCUCGUUCCUAGAGGCUUAACCUUAAUGAAAUCCCUAAUAAAGCUCAGUGCUCUGGU